AUGCCCAUCUGCACGAGCUGCACACACCCCACGCCUUACUUAUACACUGUCUAUCAAUCCGCCUACAACCUGCGGUUAGAGCAAUGCACUGCUUGCCACGCAUUUGCAGACCCAUACGUCGAACAUGACACCCUGACACUGUUACUUGACUUGAUUCUGCUGAAGAGGGACGUGUACCGGCAUUUGUUGUUCAAUCGCGGUUUGGGAGCACGGAAGGUAGGACAAGGCGGGCGCGCGGACGCCGGUGCUGAGACGAAGGAGGGGUAUGAAGAGGAGCUGCGACACAUUAAUGAUUGGGGGAGAGAGAAGACGAGGCGGUGGUUGAUCGUAAAGCUCGGCCUCGCGUUGAUUUCGGUCGACGCAUUCAUCAGGUGGACUCACUUGAGUGCCAGUAACCCGUUCGUUGGACGAGGUCCUGACGGCUCUGAGGUCGACCUUGCGAACUGGAACCGAACCGCCGUCGAAGGCUUCCUCCGAAUAUUCGUCGGCUGCCUCGUUGAAACUGUCGCAUUUCACGUCGGCAUCGUUAUCGGAUGCUUCACAGUCCUCAAUUCCCUACACUGGGCACGCACUCUCAAGCUCCUGCGAUUUCGUACCGACCCCCAAAUGUCCGGUAUCCGGCAGGAGUUCAGAUACUCGCACGUGCCACUCACUCUGCUCUAUUCCUCUUUGACGAAGCUGUUGCUGUUGUUCUUGCUCUCCAUAUGGCGCCCAACGGCACCAUCGCCAGCCAAUCACGCGCAAGCGCUGCAUCCCAACGCGAAGACGUUCACACAUCCCGUCGUGGUGCGCGCACUCGAGAUACUCGACGAGGACAAGCUCGACCGUGAAUGGGUCGUGCGCAAUGUGCUCGGCGGCAUGUCUGCCGGGUUCGGGCUGCGCGUUGUGCUCGAUUGCCCGCCGGUUUUCACAACUCUGAUCAUAUUGGGUGGCUGGGUCGUAAAGACUGCCAUGGCGAAUCUGGUCAAAGAAUGGGUCGGGGCGGGACUAGGCGGUGACGAGACGGCUGGGGAGAUGUGGUUAGCAUACAGCAUACCAUAA
Molecule: messenger RNA, 1041 nt
Organism: Sparassis crispa
Lineage: Eukaryota; Fungi; Basidiomycota; Agaricomycetes; Polyporales; Sparassidaceae
Product: Arv1-domain-containing protein
Exons: 8
Coding region: 1-1041 (346 amino acids)
Biological process (GO): sphingolipid metabolic process; regulation of plasma membrane sterol distribution; sterol metabolic process
Cellular component (GO): Golgi apparatus; cortical endoplasmic reticulum
Source: RefSeq, a predicted model, not a curated record